AUGCCUUCAAAUUUGAAAAGACCAUUCUCUGAGACGAGCUCUGAGAACUUAUCUCAACGUCCCACUAAGCUGUCGCGUUUAUCUAAGACGCUUGCUAAUAUUUGGGGAUUGGGAGAAAAUGUGGUUCAGAAAAUACGUAAGAGUAUUCAGGAAAAAUCAAACCUGAAACAACACACACAAUCACUUGAACCUUUGUCUUCAUCUUCUCGGUCAAAUAUCAUACAAUCGCCUAUUAAGGCAAGUGAGCUUGCGGAAUACUACGAAAAGGUGAAACAGGAGAAUAGUAAACUAUACUCACAACUACACGGAAAAACGAAGGACACAAUAGAGGAAAAUGCUGGAUUAGGUUCAGAUGCGAAAUCAAACACCAUAAAUGAGUUUCAACCAGCCGAAUCAACGCAGCUUGAUGGCUCGUCUAUCAGCAAUGUACACUCUAAAACGUUUGACUCUGCAUUGGAUUCAGCGAAGUCCCAAAGUGAAAACAAGGCAAAAUCAAAUAGCUCUGCAGUUAUAAAAGCAUCUUCACGUUCACAUAGACUGACAUUCGGUAUAGAUCCUGUUGAGAGAGCUCAACUUAUUCAAUUAAAGCGAAGAAUGCAAGCGGAUCGUUACAGGAGAACACGCGAAAAAUACCUACGAAGUCACACACAGCAUUUGAGACAUGUAACAGCAUCUUCUUCUGACACACAAUUGGUUGGUGCAGGUGCAAAUACUAAAGGUAAAAAAUCCAGCCUUGAUCAGAAAUUGGCAGGCAGCGUUACGGAAACAAUAGACUCAAUUCCUAAAAGUAAGCGGAAUACCCGUGGUAUUUUUACUCUUCAAAUGGCCUAUAACAUGCCUUCGGAUGAUGAGUCGGAUGGUGAUUCUGAGCUGGCCUUGCCACAGACUAAGCCAGUUGCCUCUAAGUUAAAGUUUCCAGCCAAUGGAAAGAAGAGUAAAUUCAAUAUUGGUGAGAAAAAGAAGCAUGCUUUGGACUUGCCAGAAUCGAGCAAAAAGAUUGAGGAACCGAAGAUUAAAAAACAUAUUGUUAGUCCAGCACUCAAGCCAACUGCUGCUUUUAGCUUUGGCCAGCAUUCGAAUAAAUCGAUGCCUAAAGUUGUGCCUGCGGAUUCAAAAAAGCAUCACGUUUCAAUAGAAGAUAUGCCAGACUCAGGGCACCAUUCGAUGCCAUCUGUUCCAACUGCAAAAGCAUUUACAUUUUCUGCCACUCCUGGAGGAAAGAAAUCAGUACCAGCUUUCUCGUUUGGCAAGAAAGCAGAAAGUGGAGUCGAUUCCUCAACCGCAAAACAGCCAGCUUUCUCGUUUACACCUUCUGUUAAGCCAUUAAAUGAUGCCAGCAAAAAUAAACCAUCUAUGCCAGCAUUCUCGUUUGCUCCAAAGAAAGAACAGGGAAAAGAAACGAAGGAAAAGCCCUCAUUCACAUUUAGAGUUAAGAAGGAGGAAAAUUCAGCACCUGCUUUUGGAGCCAAAAAAGAGGUAACUUCAGCACCUGCUUUUGGAGCCAAAAAAGAGGUAACUUCAGCACCUGCUUUUUCAUUUGGUUCCAAAAAAGGUGAGGAGCCCGCUCACACAGAUAAUGCGCCGGCAUUUAAAUUUAGUGCAAAGCCUGCACCUGCUAGCGAUUCAAAUGCUACUUUCUCGUUCGGUAAAAAGACCGGCACGGAUUUGAGUAAAAGUAGUAAGCCGGCAGUCUUCUCCUUUGGUAGUACUAAGCAGUCUGAUAAGCAUGAGGAGAAAAAGGAAGGUGCUACAAGCUCUGCUUUCAAAUUUGGACAGGCUGCUGCUUCUACAACUCUUCCAUCCAAAGCCGCGUUCAGUUUCAAUCCGUCAUCCCAACAUGAAAAAAAGAGUGAAGCAGGAACAACUAAUGAAUUGCCAAAAGGGCCUUCAAAAAGUGAUAAAAGCCAGCCUUCAUCUUCCUCCACUACAGCAUUCUCGUUUGGAAAUUCUGGACCAUCAAAGGUUACAGACUCAAAACAACCAUCCACUUCUCCCGUGCCGGCAUUUAACUUUUCUUCAAAUGCAAACUCAUCUGCUGGUUUGACUGCUCCGGCAAAGUUCAGUUUCAAACCGCCUAAUCAAAAUGCAACUGGACCUGCAUCAUCAUCUCCUGCCUUCUCCUUUAAUGCAAAGCCGCAAACUGCUGCAGAUGGUAAAGCAUCGACGAGCAAGCCUGCUUUUUCGUUUAAUUCCUCAGUGAAACCAGAUUCUACCAAGGUUGAGACAAAUGCCAAUGGCUUUGCUGAACCCCAGGAUAGGAAGCGUGUUCACAUUAACACUUCCAAUAACGCUUCCAACCCUCCUGUCUUUAAUUUGGAUGCUUCAAAGAUAUCUUCUGUCGCCUCUGGUGGCAAUGUUUCCGACAAGCCUGCGUCUGGUACUGGAUCGAAAACGCCUGGCUUCACAUUUGGAAAUCCACAUGCAUCUUCUGGAUUCGGAACAGCUACUUCCUCUUCAUUUGGUGCAUCCAAGCCUGCUGUAGGUGCUCAGUCUUCGUUUGUGCCAGCUGCUGCAAAAAGUAAUACGGGUGGUGGCAAUAUUAAUGGUGCAAGCAGCAAUUCAAAGGGACCUGCAUUUACGUUUGGCACUAAGCCGGCUGCUAAUAACGACUUCACCAAAAAUAGCAGUGUUCCACCAUCUUUUGGCUCCUCACAGAAUAACGCCGGAUCGAAUUCCAGCAGCGGAUUUUCGUCUGGAUUCAACUUCAAGCAAUCUUCCGGCUUCGGUACUGGUGGUGGUUUUGGACAGCGUGCAAGUUCGAAUCCACCCCAAAGCACGACUUUCGGAAAUAGUGCAAAUGGUUCUUCGACUGUUUUUGGUCAGAAUUCUAAGAGUGGAACCGGAUUUGGCGGAUUUGGUACAAAUGCAGGAAAUCAGCCGGUUCCAAAUGCAUUCGGUGGAAGUAGUAAUAAUAAUAAUAGCAACAGUGGUAAUGCAUUUGGAGGAAAUGGUAGUAACAACAACAAUUCUGGGUCUGGCAUGUUCAAUUUGAACAACAAUGCUUUCCCAAGUCUGCCUCCUUCUCAUAUACAACAACAGCAACAACCACAACAGCAGCAACAACAAAAUAACCAGAACGGCUUUGGGGGCUUUAGUGGGCAAGGGUUUGGCUCAUCUCAGAAUAAUCCAAAUGCGUCCUUUAAUUUCAACAUGUCCUCAACGCCUGACUUUAAUUUUGCCGGAAAUAACGCGAAUAAGGAUCCCUCAGCAAUAUUCAGCGGUCCACCAGUGCAACCAAUGCCUAGAAGAGCUAGAAGAAAGCUGGCUCCUCGUCCACUUAGACGCCAUUAA
Molecule: messenger RNA, 3291 nt
Organism: Brettanomyces bruxellensis
Lineage: Eukaryota; Fungi; Ascomycota; Pichiomycetes; Pichiales; Pichiaceae
Exons: 1
Coding region: 1-3291 (1096 amino acids)
Source: RefSeq, a predicted model, not a curated record